This is a messenger RNA of Cinara cedri, 3122 nucleotides long. NCBI's taxonomy places the organism in Eukaryota, Metazoa, Arthropoda, Insecta, Hemiptera, Aphididae. The record is from the annotation of a GenBank genome assembly.
AUGUACAAGGAACCGCUAGAUGUUUUAAUGUAAUACCAUUAAACAUCGAUUUCUAACUUUUUACUAUUAUAUUAUAUAUGUAUAUUUUGUUUACUAACUAGGUGUCCGAGAAAAAGCUCAGAAAGAGACCUGCCAAUUUUCGGUCAAACGUCGUUCGCAGAAUACCCUCUCCGGUAGAAUGGGAAAAACAACGUAAAGCGAACUUACACAAGAAGAUUUUAGGUAACAGAUUGUGGAGGAGGAGAAGGAAUGCUUAUACAAUUAUUACUGUCUAGGGCUCUGAUGUAUAAAAAUAAUAAUGUAUAAUAAUAAAUAUAUGGUCCUACGUUUUGUCCAAUUUAAAUUUUACCUAUAAAGGUGGACCGUGCUAGUAGUUAACAGGGUUAACAAUUCUUUAAAAAAAAAAUGUUUAUUUUAUUUCUUAAGAAUUUGCAAAAAUGUAAACCAGAACAAAAUUAUUAUCUCCUUACGUGAAAAUAAUUUUAGUACAGUAUCAAAAUGACCCCUAGUAACACCACCUAGCAAAAAUUUCAAAUUUAAAAUACUACAAUAAAUUAGUACUUAAUAAAAUUGUGAAUUUUGAUGGUUUAUGGGAAAGUGUUGUUAUUUUGGUUAGAUUGACAAGACUUAAAACCGUACCUAGGAGCGGUUCGGAUUCCCUUGAAUUUUAUUCAAUAUAUAACAAUUGUAGAAAAAUUCUAAACGAUCAUAAAAUUGAUUAAAAAAAUGAUGGACUCCCCGAAAUUUUUUCCAGCUACAUCCUCGAAUAGUUCCUAGUCGUUUUAUUUUCUAGAACAGUAGACUGUAUACUCCACAGUCCAUCCUUGAGCAGCAAUUAUGAAUUCAGUUCAAAUACUACUGAAUGAAAUUAUACAGUUUUUAUUUUUCAUACUAUGAUAUUAUGAUUAUAAAUGCAUAUUUUAGUAUAUUUUUUGUAAUUGUUUACUUUAAAAUGCCUGUAUUGUACCCGUACAUUUUGUAUUGUAUUUAUUCCGUAUGCUUUCUAAUUUUUCAUCAUAACAUUAAUAAUGUAGUCGUGAUAGGAUUCUCCUGUCUGUAUACAUUUCAUGUCCAUAUUAGAAUACUAGAAUGAGCACAACUUUUUACAAAAAAAAACUGACUGAAAAAACAUAUACAUUUUAUAAAUUUAAACGUUUUAUUGUUUGUACAUAAUUUGAAGUAUUUUUAGGUGAAAGUGCGUAUUUUAUGACUUUCAAUGCCUAACCUAACCUUUUUAGUCAAUUUUAUAGAAUGUAUAAAAAUGCAUCAUACACAUUAGGAUAAUUUUAAGUGCAUGAAAAUCCGAGCUCUAAUUAUUAUUAAAUAGUGUGUAGUUUUAAAAUAUUAUUAUUGUCUCUUCUGGUUUCAGUUAAGGGUGACUUUCUGAUGAACAAAUGUUUUAACGAUCUGAAAGACGGAUUGCAAAACACGGUCGAGCAGAAACGGAAGACGAUGGAGAACCUAGUGCAACGUCAGCUUCAAAAAGAAAAGGCGAACAUACAGUCGGAAAGCAAAAAAAAACUGCUACAAUUUACCGAAGAAACACAAAUAAAAUUUAACGUAAGUUCAGAGAGUACGUCUCGCGUUAUUGCUUUCGAAUAAAUGGUAGAGACAGAAAAAAAAUACUUCGAACGAUGGGUGGGCCACUGUUGUAGGUGAAAAUUAAGAGUGGAAAUUAAAUUUAUAUUUGUACGCAACAAUAAACCAUUGUUAAUGAAAAAUAAUUCUUACCAGAGUAUUAUUAUUCGUAUUUUUCCUUUUUAGACAUACUACCUUGGGUAAACCAGAAAACAACAAUUAUAAAAGAAUUAAAAUUUUUUCUAUUUUUUAAGAAAACCUAAAGUAAAAUUGAAAAAUUAUCUCCUAAAUUAAAAAAAUGCUACAAAAUAUCCAAUAGUGUUUGUUAUUUGAGCAAGAUUUUUGGUAGAAAAGUUGUUUACAGACAUACAUAGACAAAAAAAAAAAAUACAUUCCAGUAACCGAUAUAUCCUUCACUUAGAAUCUAUAAAACAUAACCUAAUAACAGUAUAAAUAGAAAAUAUUACCGAGUUAUAUGGCUAUUUUGCGCAAAAGGGUUUAAAAUAAAUUGUGGAAUAAAUUUAAUUAUAUAUCUAUAUUAAAAUUGAAAAUAUUUUUCAAUCGUCAUGAAUUUUCGAAGAACCUACUGUCUGUUCGGUUCAUGGAGAAUCUUCAAUAAAUAUUUUUUAUUCACCUGCAACAUAACCAACAUGCAUUUCUAACUAGCCUUUUUAACGUCUUUCAACUUUUUAUAUUUUUCUAUUUGAAUAGCUUACCCAAGCACUCGUAUCGGUAAAAAUGUACCUAUAUACUUAGCAACUUGAAACCGAUGGUAAAAAAUAGAAUUGAAUUUGUAAUACAAAAGUUCAGACAUAUUUCUUUUAAACGAGUAUUUUUUCUAUCGUUAAUUUAUAUUUGAACUAAUAUGCUAGUAUAUUCUGUAGAAAGAUUUAGCCACGGCGACUGCAGACACGCGGAAUGGCUGCGAAGAACGUAGAAAGCAAUAUUUAAUGGAAGUGAAGAGAUUGACUUCGGCAGAUUUCCAAGAAUCGAUAUUAGAGCAGAAAAAACAUUUAGGAAAGAAAUUCGAACGUUUCAAGAUACAGAAUUUGGCGGAUUUCAAAAAUUACUAUAGACAGUUAAUUGAUUGUUAUCAGCAAACAAACGAAAAACAACUAGCAGACAUGAAACAAAAACACGACGAAAACUACGAAAAUCUGAAAAAGUCAUUGAUAAAAAAAUACAACAGAGAUCUCGCUUUGGCGAAAAUAAAUUAUCAAAGAAUAUUAUCGUCCAAACAAUCGCAACCGCCUCCCGAACUGCCAGUAAUCAACGAUGACGAAACAAAUCGGAAAGAAUUGGAAUCGCUCAUACAACAAAGAACCAAAAAGCUAAACGAUUUAAACCGGGAUUCUCGACAGCUUAUGUUUUACAAAAUGAAAAUUAAAAGCAUAUUGAACAACUACGGUAAAAUAGUGACCAUGAUGGUGCCACAGCCUUCUGAUGUGCACUACGUACUAGAUAAGAAAAUGAUGAUUGAAAAGUACUUGGGUCGUCCGACAAAAAAUGAACUAAAACAAUUAUCGAUCCCCGAAGAUGAAUAA